AUGUGGCGUUCUGUUGUUACAUGUGUACCUGUUCAUAUACAACCAACGUCAAAACGAAGUCAAUAUCCUAUUGAAGAUUUACAAAUAUUACAACAAGAACAAUUAUUUCAAGAUUCAACAAAUUAUAAUCGACAAGUAUUACCAAAUAUUCGACCAAUACCAAAAUCAAAAUUUCUUUAUAAAGGUUUAGCAUAUAAAGAAGUUCAAAAAAUUCCUGGUAUUAUUCAUGAUAAUAAUAAUAAUAAUAAUAAUAAUGAUCAUAAUACAGAUCUAUUUAAAAAACCAUUAAUUGAUUAUAAUCUUGCACAAGCUUAUGUUCGAUAUGAAGUUAAUGCUUCGCGAGCAAAACAUAUUCCUCGACAACUACCAUCAUCAACAAUAACAACAACAACAACAACGUCAAAAUUACAUAUAAAAGAUCAACAGCUUAUAAAAAAUCACACAUCACUUGAUUUACGUGAUAUGAGAAAACGUAUAAUUAAAGGUACAACUUUGAAUCAUCGUCCAGCACCACAAUCAGCAUCACGGAUACCAGGUCGAACUGAUAAUAAAUCAUCAUUAGGUUCUGAGAAUACAAAUUGUCGUCCAUCAACAUCAAAAUCAUCUAUUCCACAAAAACAAACAACUGUACUUGAAAUGCCUAUUUUAACAAAAUAUGUUAAUCGACCACGAAGUAUUACACGUCGUACACCAACAACAGAACUAGUUGCUAAUGAAUCAUAA
This is a messenger RNA of Rotaria sordida, 723 nucleotides long. NCBI's taxonomy places the organism in Eukaryota, Metazoa, Rotifera, Eurotatoria, Philodinida, Philodinidae. The record is from the annotation of a GenBank genome assembly.